Messenger RNA from Procambarus clarkii (red swamp crayfish), 2111 nucleotides. RefSeq lists its product as uncharacterized. Lineage: Eukaryota; Metazoa; Arthropoda; Malacostraca; Decapoda; Cambaridae. The record is from RefSeq and is a predicted model, not a curated record.
GUACCAGGCGAGGUAGGGGACGCUGACAGCUGGCGCCGCGCUGCUCCUGGUUCAAACACGUAAACAACAGCAACAAUAUAUCCUCAGUGGCAGAAAUACAGAUGGGGUCUUCUGGCGAUGACUCUGAUAUAGACACUGGAACAGAGGAUGGCGUGUCUGAGGAAAAUCACAAAAUAUCAAAGAGGACAAAUACUUUAGAUGAAAAUAAAGUACAUGAAGCGAAGGGCAAGAAUGGCAGCAAUGCUACGGUAAAUCCAGAGAGACAAGCCCAAACAAGGGUAUCAGAGAAGACUGUGAGAAUUACUGAGACACGAACUAAAAAUAUCCAGGGUUUAGAUGACCUAUCUUCAGCUGUUAACAGCUUAGAUGAUCAUGUACAGGCAGGUCUUCAGGAGAUACGAAAUUGUGUUGCCAGCUUACACCUAAAAGGAACAGAAGAACGUAAGCAUGUUCGGACUCUUUCUGAUGAAAUAAGUCGUCUCUCUGCAGACAAUGACAAAUACCAUCGGGCAGUGGCAGAUCUACAGCAGGAAAUUUCAACCUUAAGAAAUCAGCUCCAUAAUCAGCAGCAGGAAAAUGAGGAAUUGGGGAAGAAAAUGCAACUUAUGAAGGCAAGAGAGGAGGAAAUACCAGCCUUAAAAAAUCAGCUCUAUAAUCAGCAGCAGGAAAAUGAAGAGAUGGCGAGGAGAAUGCAUCAUAUACAGACGAGAGAGGAGGGACAUCUUCUGAGGAUUGCAGGAAGGACUCGUAGUAAACGUCUUGCAAAAAGUGCAUUUUCUACCUGGAGAAAGAAAGUUCUUCAAAAGAAUUAUGGCACCACAUUUCAGGUUCUCAAAGAGGAGAACAGUCAUCUACGUGCAGAACUGUUGCUUUGUCAAGAGGCAGCCAAACAGGCUUUUCUCCGUAGUGCCAAUGUCUUAAAUUCUGAAGCCAUUACAAUGUUUCAGGAUGCAGCUACCCGUCGUCUUGGGCUUGAAGAGAAUGAAGACCAAGGUAGCUUGUCUCCUGAGUCAUCUAGCGUCUCUUCGUCUCCAGUAAGUCAUCAGCUGGAGAAGAAUGACAGAGAGUCUAGCCCAGCAAAUAAAGAAAAUGCGGAAAGAUUCAGAGACGGAAAAAAGAACCGCAAUGGUGAAAAAAGAGCAAGAGGGGAAGAUAAAGGUUCACAUGGAGAUUUUGGGCAAGUACAUCAUUCUCGUGGAACACGUGAGCAAAAUGAGCAAAGUAAGUCGUAUUCAACAUUUGGCAGAGGUGUUGAUCGUGAGAACUCGGCAGCAACACAGUCCCAGAGUACUCAUCGUAGAAUGUAUGGAGGAAGUGAAGAUUUUGAAAAUUCUCCUCAAAGUUCUGAUGCUGAAAGUUUUAGUCAUUACUCUAAUAAACAAAAGGUAUUCACUGAUCAUCAAGGAUCCUCUCAUUACAGGUCAGCAGGUCUUUCAUCAGUUGGUCUUGGAAGGGGUCAUAGAUUUCAAAGGACAGAUCAUGGAGCAAUACCAAAAGGAAAACCAGUUAUCUCUGAUUUUGUCCCCGAUUCCCUUCGGCAAGAAACUCGAGCCUUUUUGCAACAGUUGCGUGAUGAAAGGAUGAACAGACCUGAGCCUACAAUUCCUUCAGGAUCCGAACCUCAGGCGACAAUGAAGCGAGGGCUCUCUUCCUCGCAAGAUUGUAUGUAUACAAGGUCAUGUCAUUGCAGAUCUGCAGGUGCUAAAUCAAAUCAUUCCUCUGCUCCUUAUAAAUGUCCUUAUUGUACACCCAUUAAUAAUUCUAGUUUUGGUCACGCUAAAGACCAAGCAAAAAAGAAACCCGAGAUUAAUGAAACUCGCAAGGUUAACCAAGCAUCAUCAAAUCUUACUCGUAAUGUUAUCCUCUCUGGAGUUACUGAAGAAAAGAAAAAGGUUGUGUACAAACCCAGUGCUUCUACUGUAAUAAUUGAGAAACAUAUUAAUAAGUGAUUAGGAUUUGUAACAUUAGUGUUCAUUGUAUUUUAUGAGUUUUUGUUAUAAAUGCAUGUUUAUGUUAUGAAUCUGAAAAUACUUUGUGUUGUAUUGCUAUUUUUGUAUUGUAUUUUGAAACAUUCUUAAGAAAAGGGCAUAAUAAAGAACAGUAAUAUAUUU